UAUACGGUAGGGAGAAUAAAUCCGCAUUGUGCGUCCCGCUCACGUAAGUAGCAGUUGGGGUGCAACUCUUUUGGUCGUGUCUAACAAGACUCAUCCAACACUAUCAACUGCAAUCCAUUUUCAUCUUUAAAAUGCCACCAAAAUUUGAUCCAACCGAAACUAAAAUCGUUUAUUUGAGAGUAGUGGGUGGAGAAGUUGGUGCCACGUCAUCUCUUGCACCCAAAGUCGGUCCUUUAGGAUUGUCACCAAAAAAAGUUGGAGAUGACAUUGCCAAGGCCACUGCAGAUUGGAAAGGUUUGAAAAUCACAGUCAAGUUGAUUAUUCAAAACAGACAAGCUCAGAUUGAAGUUGUUCCUAGUGCUGCUUCACUCAUCAUCAGAGCUUUGAAGGAACCUCCCAGAGACAGAAAGAAAGUUAAACAUGUAAAACACAAUGGAAAUCUUGCUUUUGAUGACAUCGUUACCAUUGCUCGUACUAUGAGACCACGUUCCAUGGCCAAAGAUCUGGCCGGCACGGUGAAGGAAAUCUUGGGUACCUGCCAGUCUGUGGGAUGCACGAUAGAUGGUAGCCAUCCUCACGAUCUUAUUGAGAAAAUCAAAGCCAAGGAGCUUGAAGUUCCAGAAGAAUAAAGUUGAAAUAAAGUAAACUGACAUUUUGAAUUGGUGUGUCUUUAUUUUUAUCAUUUAGUAUUUAAAUUUUUUAUUUUUUCACACUUUUUUGAUACAAUUCAAAUAGUUUACAGAGAAGAGUUUUAUUGUUACAUUAUCUGUUAUAACAUUGGAAUCUGUUUUUCUAUGAAUUAGUGCAAAAGUUGUAGGGUAAAUUUUCCCAGAAAAAAAUUUUUAAAUAUCUAUGAAAAGAAAUAUAGCAACAAACAAUUG
Centruroides sculpturatus (bark scorpion) is the source of this 881-nucleotide messenger RNA. Its product is annotated as 60S ribosomal protein L12-like. Gene Ontology annotation, cellular component: cytosolic large ribosomal subunit; ribosome. Gene Ontology annotation, biological process: translation. NCBI's taxonomy places the organism in Eukaryota, Metazoa, Arthropoda, Arachnida, Scorpiones, Buthidae. The transcript has 5 exons. The record is from RefSeq and is a predicted model, not a curated record. Gene Ontology annotation, molecular function: structural constituent of ribosome; large ribosomal subunit rRNA binding. Bases 132 to 629 code for a protein of 165 amino acids.